UACUUACACAAAGAGAACAGGUUGCACAGACCAGCCCAGUUUGUGUGAAAUUAGACUAAACAUUUCCUUCUGCAACAGUUGAUUCAGAGACUUCUCUCUCACACACACACACACACACACACACACACAAGUUCACCCACUCAUACUUUCCUUCCUGUCUCAGUGGUUAUUUUCCGACUGCUGUGUAUUUUUUAAGUUGGAGAUUUUUCACUUAUCCAUGGGAGAAGCAACAGCAGGGAACUGAAAGAGAGAACAACAGAAACCAAAAGAAAAAAAAACGAAGAGAAACUGCAGAGAAGACUUCUUGCUCCAGGGAAGAGCUCAGUUCAGAAAAGCUCCCCGAACUUGGCUCAAGAAGUCCAAGCAGACCACCACACGAGGGGAAAAGGCAGACAAGACACACAGGGGUCAAAGAAUGACCCUGUUUGGAUGGUUGUCCUCCUCCGUUUGAUCGCCAGGGGUGUCAGGACUUUUACUCUACUUCACAGUUCUUAUUGGAUGUAUCAGAAUGACAGCAGAGGACUCCACUUGUGCCGUCGCCAUGAGUAACGCAAGCUCCUCCAGUGCCAAAUCUCUGGGCGGAGUUCCCGAGGGGGUGGCAGGGGCCCCCAAUGAAGCCGCUCUACUCUCCCUGAUGGAGCGCUCAGGCUAUGGAAUGGUCCAGGAGAAUGGACAACGCAAAUAUGGCCCACCCCCCGGUUGGGAGGGUCCCGCUCCGCUACGGGGCUGUGAAAUUUUUGUGGGCAAAAUCCCUCGAGACGUGUACGAAGACGAGCUGGUGCCUGUGUUUGAGUCGGUGGGCCGAAUUUACGAGAUGCGGUUGAUGAUGGACUUUGAUGGGAAAAAUCGAGGCUAUGCAUUCGUGAUGUAUACCCAGAAGCACGAGGCCAAGCGUGCAGUCCGAGAGCUCAACAACUACGAGGUGCGUCCAGGCCGGCUGCUGGGCGUCUGUGGUAGUGUGGACAACUGUCGCCUCUUCAUCGGGGGCAUCCCAAAAACCAAGAAACGCGAAGAAAUUAUGGAGGAAGUUUCCAAGGUGACAGAGGGUGUGUUGGAUGUCAUCGUGUAUGCCAGUGCUGCUGACAAGCUGAAGAACCGUGGCUUUGCUUUUGUGGAGUACGAGUCACACCGCGCAGCUGCCAUGGCUCGCAGAAAGCUCAUGCCUGGACGUAUACAGCUGUGGGGUCAUCAGAUUGCCGUGGACUGGGCAGAGCCUGAGAUUGACGUGGACGAAGACAUCAUGGAAACUGUGAAAAUCCUGUACGUCCGUAACCUGAUGAUGGAGACCUCAGAGGAGACCCUGCGCCGCAUCUUUGGCCAGUUCAACCCCGGCUGUGUGGAGCGCGUCAAGAAGAUCCGAGAUUACGCUUUUGUGCACUUUGCCAGCAGAGAUGAUGCGGUUGUCGCCAUGGACAACCUCAAUGCCACAGAGAUUGAAGGGUCUUAUAUUGAGGUGACCCUGGCCAAGCCAGUGGAUAAAGAACAGUAUACUCGCUACCAAAAGGCUACUAAGGGUUCAGGCGGCAGCACGGUACCAAGUGAGAGCAGCCAGCAAGGUUAUGUGUAUCAGUGUGACCCGUACACACUGGCAUACUACGGCUACCCCUACAGCACUCUCAUCGGGCCCAACCGAGAAUACUUCAACAAAGCAGCUUCAACAGUGAGGGGCCGUGGUAGAGCAGGUGUGGGCACCCGUAACCCCGGCCCACGAGGGUCCUACCUGGGUGGGUACUCAGCAGGGCGUGGCAUCUACAGCCGCUACCAUGAAGGCAAGAAUCGGCAGCCAGACAAACCCUACGAACUCACCCCAGGCCUUGAGCUCACAACUGUUAAUACUGUUGGCAUGAAACCUGCCACAGCGGUGGCUCUGCCGGCUUUGGGAGGGCAGUAUCCCGUCUUCUCUACCGCUGGCGCUCCGAAGCUGAUGGAUGAUGGCAAGGUGCACGGAGUGGAGCAUCUCCUCAACCCCCUCACCUUGCAGCAUGAUCCUUCUGCUACGACUGCUGUCCUUCCUUCCGUCUCAACACCACCUCCCUUUCAGGGUAGGCCUAUCACUCCAGUGUAUGCCAUGGCCCACAACAUGCAGCGCAUCCCCACCGCUGGCCUAUACAGUGCAGCAGGCUACGUUCCACUUACUGCUCAUACUGCUAACACAGCUGCUCUGGCAGCUCUGCAGAAGAAUGCUGCUGUGGCCGCAGCCUACGGAGGCUACGGCUACGUCCCUCAGGCGUUUCCUGCAGCCACUUUUCAGGUGCCCCUCCACGACGUGUACCAGACCUACUGAAACACAGCACACAACCACAACAUAAGUAAUAGGCUACCGGUACUUUCUUGGAGUGCUUAAAAAGUAACUGAAAGUAAUGAAUGAAGAAAUAGCUCAUGAAUAAACAAAAGUGCCAGA
Messenger RNA from Engraulis encrasicolus (European anchovy), 2401 nucleotides. It is a transcript of the gene rbm47, whose product is annotated as RNA binding motif protein 47. The record is from RefSeq and is a predicted model, not a curated record. NCBI's taxonomy places the organism in Eukaryota, Metazoa, Chordata, Actinopteri, Clupeiformes, Engraulidae. The transcript is spliced from 7 exons. The coding region runs from base 509 to 2284 and encodes 591 amino acids. Gene Ontology annotation, molecular function: mRNA binding. Gene Ontology annotation, cellular component: nucleus.